This is a messenger RNA of Acaulospora morrowiae, 640 nucleotides long. NCBI's taxonomy places the organism in Eukaryota, Fungi, Glomeromycota, Glomeromycetes, Diversisporales, Acaulosporaceae. The record is from the annotation of a GenBank genome assembly.
AUGAGACGUAUUUCUAGACACCGUGUAUCAUAUGUAAUUACACACAGUAAAGAAGAGCAUGGCCAUCUUUUGGGAAUUAAUUCUUUAGCUUUAGAUACUACUACCUUAAAUCCGGAAACAGGAAAAUCAGAAGGAAUACUCUAUUCCGCUGGACGUGAUGGUGUUAUUUCCUCCUGGGAUUUGCAUCUACCAUUUAGGAAAAAUGGACCAAAAAACAAGGACGCACAGAAUAAUAGAGAUAACGAGGCUUCGGAAAAGAUUGGCGAUUUUAAAAGUAACUGGGAGAUUGAUGACGAAAUUGAUCUUUCCUCGCAACCUCCACGUAAUUCAACCUUUCGUCAAUCUUUUCGGGGUCAUACGGACUGGGUCAACGAUAUAAUACUUUGCCAUAAUAAUGAAACAUUAAUUUCCGCUUCCUCUGAUCGAACAUUAAAACUUUGGCAUCCUCACAAAUCAAAUAGUCCAAGCACUAUCGGGUAUCAUACCGAUUAUAUAAAAGUUUUAUCUUACGCACCCGGUCCGGGUUGGGUGGCAAGUGGUGGGUUCGAUCGUAAAAUCAUAAUAUGGGAUGUAACGGAAUUCAGGCCCUCAUCCGGAAUUUCUUCGAUAAAUGCAGUCGAUCAAGAUCACCCAAAAAUAG